Molecule: messenger RNA, 2013 nt
Organism: Apis laboriosa (Himalayan honeybee)
Lineage: Eukaryota; Metazoa; Arthropoda; Insecta; Hymenoptera; Apidae
Gene: Spred
Product: sprouty-related, EVH1 domain-containing protein 3
Exons: 6
Coding region: 129-1400 (423 amino acids)
Biological process (GO): multicellular organism development; negative regulation of MAPK cascade
Cellular component (GO): membrane
Molecular function (GO): protein kinase binding
Source: RefSeq, a predicted model, not a curated record
CCUGUGGUUGGCACUAGCCUAAAAAAGCUCCAUAAACAGAAUCGCGGCCGAAUGUCUUUUCAAUGCAACGAAAAUGGUGAAGUGUGGGAAAAAGUGGGCAUUGAGUAAAAGCUUCGACAGCUCGAAUCAUGACAGAGGCGUCAGAGGAUGGUAACUAUUUGGUGAGGGUUCGUGCCCAGGUAAUGACAAGGGAUGAUAGUUCAGGUGGUUGGGUUCCUCUAAGUGGCGGUGGUUUAGCAAAUGUUUCGGUUAGACGAAGACCAACUUCUUCAGGUGGACAUCAGUCUAAUAAUACCAAUGGAUCUGGUAUUUCUACUACGACUGCCUCUACUACCAACACUACACAAUCUGUAUCUACUACAAGUAUCACUAAUGCCCAAAAUCAUGGAUCUUCUAAUAGUUCUCCACCUGGUGCAAAAAAAAGACAUGAAUACCUUAUUUAUGGGAAACGCAUCACUGAUCAAUCAGUUGUUCUUAGUUGUACAAUUAAAAAAGAUUUUGAAUAUAAUAAGGUAAUGCCAACUUUUCAUCAUUGGAGGACAGGAGAGAAAAGAUUUGGACUAACAUUUCAAACAGCUGCAGAUGCAAGAGCUUUUGAUAAAGGUGUUCGUACAGCUGUUGAAGAAUUACUAGAAGGACUGACCAAUUCAACAUAUGACAAUUCAUUAGAUGCUGGUGAUGAGGAUGUUUUUAUGACUUUAAAUUUACCCGUGGAACCACCAGAAUCACGUCCAUCAUCAGAUACUCCUCAUGGAAUACGAGUGCCCAAUUAUCAAUCCCAGUGUUCAGAUCUUCCUGAUUCCCAUAAACCUAUUCAUUAUAUUGGUGGACCAUCUAUAAAAGUGCCACCAUCUCAGCAUCCUUUGGCAACAACUGAAGAUGUUGGAUCAGAUAGCUACUCUUAUGUGCAGCUCACAACACUUAAUCAUGAAUAUUUAUAUCCUAUCAUUGGUGAUCAUAAAGGAGAUCGAUUAAAUAGACAUAAUACCAGCAGUUCUUUGAAAAAACCAGAUAUUAUAGUAUCUCAACCUUCUAAAAAUACUAUGAAACGUAACGUUCGAUUACGAUGUAAACAUUGCCAAGAAUUAUAUACAGAGCAGCACAAUCCUAGGGGAUCUUGUGAAUAUGCACCUGAUCCUAUUAGACGAGGAAUCGCAAAAAUUUCGUGUCUAUCUUGUGCUCAGGGUAUGUUAUAUCACUGUAUGAGUGAUGCUGAAGGUGAUUUUGCCCAAAAUCCUUGCAGUUGUAGUACAGAAGAAGGAUGUGGACGCAGAUGGUUUGGUUUGGCAUUAUUAUCACUGAUCGUUCCUUGCUUAUGGAUUUAUCCUCCACUAAGAGCUGUUCAUUGGUGUGGCACGUCCUGUGGCAUGUGUGGAGGACGUCACCAUCCGAUGGAAUAACUGGAGGAACCCUUUGAUAUCUCUGCUCCAUACUCAGUUCAACCAACUACUGAAUCAACCAACUUUUCUUCAUCACGUGGUGCUGUGGCUAAUGUGUAUGAAUGUCAUGAUCUGAGUAUGGGUCGUUGUCAGAGGUAUCAAAGGGGUAGACAGCUUCCAGUACAUGCACUUAUCCAUCAGCGUCAUCUUUGAAAUAAUUUAUUUCAAACAAACCAAAAAAGAUAUGAGCACAAAUUGUCGCAUUUAGCUCUGAAACCAUGUAUAUUCCAUACAUUUUGUAUAUUUUAUUAGCAAAUGCAUUAUUUAGACACAUCUGUACAUUAAACAAUUUGGACGUCGUUUAGUAUUUACUCUGAAUGAUUGGUCCAAUAAUAUUAUCUGGACUGACCAACUAUUUGUGAUACAUGGUGCACACUGUGAGAAUUCAGUCAAGAAAAGAAAUGUAAUUUGUUAUUCCCAGUUUGAAAGCUAGUUUUCGUCUCGUAUGAAAAUGAUAAGGAAAAUGUUUGCUAUAUUAUAAGAUUAAAUUUUACCGUAAUUGUCAAGAAAGAGAAAUAUAGAGAAAUAAAUUAAAAGUUUUUAUUCUAUUAUAAAUAAAUUAAAAAUAUUAUUU